CUGAGUGCAUUUGGAACCAUCGAGGUGGAGGUGACCCAAUCUACUCCUCAGCCCUCCUGCCCUUCUGGCUUUAGAAAUUGCCUGUCAGGUCCGAUGACCUGUCUUCCCAUCUCGGCCUUCUGCAACGGACGGUUUGAUUGUGCCGACCGAUCCGACGAGUCGGAUAGCUUCUGUGCAGGUUAG
Protopolystoma xenopodis is the source of this 183-nucleotide messenger RNA. The record is from the annotation of a GenBank genome assembly. NCBI's taxonomy places the organism in Eukaryota, Metazoa, Platyhelminthes, Monogenea, Polystomatidea, Polystomatidae.